Messenger RNA from Parnassius mnemosyne (clouded apollo), 795 nucleotides. NCBI's taxonomy places the organism in Eukaryota, Metazoa, Arthropoda, Insecta, Lepidoptera, Papilionidae. The record is from the annotation of a GenBank genome assembly.
AUGAUGUCUGUUCCACGAACUCCUCCCGAAUUAAUAUCCCAAAUAAAGACUCCAACUAUUGCAGUUCAAUAUAAUUCGGAUCCGGCACUGAAUAAAACUAAUACUACAGAGCCGGUCGAUAAUUACUUUAACAUAACAAAGCGAACAAAACGAACUUUUGGUGAACUCAAUGAACAACCCGGAUACUCUUCCGAAAUUAAGUAUAUGUUUGAACAGCUCACUGCCCAACAAGAAAACAAAUUUGAAUCGUUAAAUAACACGCUUGCUACCAUAAUAUCUCGAAACCAAACAAUUCAAAAUUCAGUUGACUCCCUAACUGCAAAACACGACGACCUACAAAAGAAAAUCGAUCAUCUGGAACAAGAGAAUAAUGAGUACAAAAAGCGAGUAGCAAACCUGGAAAACAGGUUGGAUCAUCUAGAAAAGAGUGUGCGUUGUUCUACAAUUGAGAUUCGUAACCUACCUAAACUGGAAGUCGAAAAUAAGAAAACAUUAAUUGACAUAAUCCACCUAGUCGGUUCGACAUUGGGCCUCGAAACUCCAAUUCACCAGUCUGAGAUUAGAGAUAUAUUUCGAACCAAGUCAGAAGCUGUAGUCGUGGACUUCACCACAAACCUAACGAAGAAGUCAUUUCUGGCUAAAUACAAAUCAUACAAUAAAACGCGGGAAACCGUCAAAAAUAAGAAGCUUAUUGCAGCGUGGACGUCAUAUGGAAAAGUCUUUAUAAGGAAAGAUGAAAGUUCGACACCAGUUCGUAUUGAGGAAGAAUCAGACAUCUAUAAAAUUAUCAUGUGA